GUUCCCCCGCCAGGCUUCGGUGUGAGUUAAAGUCGGGCAGCCGGAAAGCGACAGGCUCAGACCCGCAGCCGGUGGCCUCGUAGCGCCGGGACGCCGGGACGCCUGGACACCGGGAGAGCGCGGGGACUCUCCGAGCCCAGCGCGGGGGUUUCCGCAUCUUACGGGCGGGGCCGGAAGAGGAAGUCGCGCUGCCGUGGCGGCCCCUGUAGCAGCGACGGUCCAGUCGUAGCCCGGCCGCCCGCGCCUGUCCGGUCGGGUCCGGCCACGGAGGCAGCGCAGCGGCGGGACCCCGAGCCUACCCCGCCGAGUGAGCUGCGCCGCACCGUGCCGCCCCACCCGGCACCCACCAGUCCGAUGGGGCCGCAGCGGCGGCUGUCCCCUGCCGGGGCCGUCCUACUCUGGGGCUUCCUGCUCCCGCUGACAGCCGCUCAGGAAGCAAUCUUGCAUGCGUCUGGAAAUAGCACAACUAAGGACUACUGCAUGCUUUAUAACCCUUAUUGGACAGCUCUUCCAAGUACCCUAGAAAAUGCAACUUCCAUUAGUUUGAUGAAUCUGACUUCCACACCACUAUGCAACCUUUCUGAUAUUCCUCCUGUUGGCAUAAAGAACAAAGCAGUUGUGGUUCCAUGGGGAAGCUGCCAUUUUCUUGAAAAAGCCAGAAUUGCACAGAAAGGAGGUGCUGAAGCAAUGUUAGUUGUCAAUAACAGUGUCCUAUUUCCUCCCUCAGGUAACAGAUCUGAAUUUCCUGAUGUGAAAAUACUGAUUGCAUUUAUAAGCUACAAAGACUUUAGAGAUAUGAACCAGACUCUAGGAGAUAACAUUAAUGUGAAAAUGUAUUCUCCAUCGUGGCCUAACUUUGAUUAUACUAUGGUGGUUAUUUUUGUAAUUGCUGUAUUCACUGUGGCAUUAGGUGGAUACUGGAGCGGACUAGUUGAAUUGGAAAACUUGAAAGCAGUGACAACUGAAGAUAGAGAAAUGAGGAAAAAGAAGGAAGAAUAUUUAACUUUUAGUCCUCUUACAGUUGUAAUAUUUGUGGUCAUCUGCUGUGUUAUGAUGGUCUUACUUUAUUUCUUCUACAAAUGGUUGGUUUAUGUUAUGAUAGCAAUUUUCUGCAUAGCAUCAGCAAUGAGUCUGUACAACUGUCUUGCUGCACUAAUUCAUAAGAUACCAUAUGGACAAUGCACGAUUGCAUGUCGUGGCAAAAACAUGGAAGUGAGACUUAUUUUUCUCUCUGGACUGUGCAUAGCAGUAGCUGUUGUUUGGGCUGUGUUUCGAAAUGAAGACAGGUGGGCUUGGAUUUUACAGGAUAUCUUGGGGAUUGCUUUCUGUCUGAAUUUAAUUAAAACACUGAAGUUGCCCAACUUCAAGUCAUGUGUGAUACUUCUAGGCCUUCUCCUCCUCUAUGAUGUAUUUUUUGUUUUCAUAACACCAUUCAUCACAAAGAAUGGUGAGAGUAUCAUGGUUGAACUUGCAGCUGGACCUUUUGGAAAUAACGAAAAGUUGCCAGUAGUCAUCAGAGUACCAAAACUGAUCUAUUUCUCAGUAAUGAGUGUGUGCCUCAUGCCUGUUUCAAUAUUGGGUUUUGGAGACAUUAUUGUACCAGGCCUGUUGAUUGCAUACUGUAGAAGAUUUGAUGUUCAGACUGGUUCUUCUUACAUAUACUAUGUUUCGUCUACAGUUGCCUAUGCUAUUGGCAUGAUACUUACAUUUGUUGUUCUGGUGCUGAUGAAAAAGGGGCAACCUGCUCUCCUCUAUUUAGUACCUUGCACACUUAUUACUGCCUCAGUUGUUGCUUGGAGACGUAAGGAAAUGAAAAAGUUCUGGAAAGGUAACAGCUAUCAGAUGAUGGACCAUUUGGAUUAUGCAACAAAUGAAGAAAACCCUGUGAUAUCUGGUGAACAGAUUGUCCAGCAAUAAUAUUAUGUGGAACUGCUAUAAUGUGUCAUUGAUUUUCUACAAAUAGACUUCAACUUUUUAAAUUGACUUUUGAAUUGACAAUCUGAAAGAGUCUUCAGUGAUAUGCUUGCAAAAAUAUAUUUUUAUGAGCUGGUACUGACAAUUACAUCAUAAAUAACUAAAACGCUUUGCUUUUAAUGUUAAAGUUGUGCCUUCACAUUAAAUAAAACAUAUGGUUUGUGUAGUUUCC
Pongo pygmaeus (Bornean orangutan) is the source of this 2146-nucleotide messenger RNA. It is a transcript of the gene SPPL2A, whose product is annotated as signal peptide peptidase like 2A. The transcript is spliced from 15 exons. The coding region runs from base 355 to 1917 and encodes 520 amino acids. NCBI's taxonomy places the organism in Eukaryota, Metazoa, Chordata, Mammalia, Primates, Hominidae. Gene Ontology annotation, cellular component: lysosomal membrane; cytoplasmic side of endoplasmic reticulum membrane; lumenal side of endoplasmic reticulum membrane. Gene Ontology annotation, molecular function: aspartic endopeptidase activity, intramembrane cleaving. Gene Ontology annotation, biological process: membrane protein proteolysis. The record is from RefSeq and is a predicted model, not a curated record.